ACACACAACACUUCAGGACCAACGGAGAGUUUGACCAUCUGGAUCUAGACUACGAGGUGAGGAGCUAAAGAAACACACACACACACACCACACACACACACACACACAACACUUCAGGACCAACGGAGAGUUUGACCAUCUGGAUCUAGACUACGAGGUGAGGAGCUAAAGAAACACACACACACAACACUUCAGGACCAACGGAGAGUUUGACCAUCUGGAUCUAGACUACGAGUUGAGUUUUGGUGGCAUGCCCUACAGUGGUAAGCCAAUGGGAGGGGGGAUGAAGAACUUCAGAGGCUGUAUGGAGAGCAUCAACUACAACGGAGACAACAUCACUGAUCUGGCACGACGCAAGAAGCUAGACACCUCCAGCUUUCGUAAUCUGUCAUUCUCUUGCAUGGAGUCUCACUCCUUCCCAGUUUUCUUCAACGCCACCAGCUUCCUGCAGCUCCCAGGAAGAGCCAAUCAGGAUGUAGUAUCACUUAGAUUCCAGUUCCGCACCUGGAACGCCAACGGACUCCUCCUUUUCAGUAACCUUGACGACGGAACGCUUGAGAUCGCCCUUGACGACGGGAAGAUGGGAGUUCACUUCAACGUGACGCAGACGAAGAACACCAGGAUAGCAAUAUCAUCAGGUUCUGGCCUUAACGACGGCCAGUGGCACGCAGUGCAUCUAGUCGCUAAGGAGAACUCUGUCAUGUUGACAAUCGAUGGAGACGAAGCGUCAGCGGUCCGAACCACAACGCCUAUCAUCAUCAGGACUGGUGGAACAUACCAUCUGGGAGGGUACUUCCUGCCUACCUUAGCACCUCCCACCCAGAAGUCGUUCCAGGGCUGCAUGCAGGCAAUUCUGUUGGAUGAUCAGCUGGCGGAUAUGCAUGCCGUGGAGAAAGGCAUUGUGGGAGUGUUUGAGAACGUCAGCUUGGACAUGUGUGCCAUCAUAGACAGGUGUAUGCCUAACCAUUGUGAGCAUGGAGGCAGGUGUAAACAGACGUGGGAUAAUUUUAGCUGCACCUGCGACAGAACUGGAUACACUGGAGCCACUUGCCACACAUCGUUGUUUGAACAGAGUUGUGAGGCGUAUAAACACCUGGGCAGAUCUUCAGACACAUACUGGAUAGAUCCGGAUGGGAGUGGACCCCUCAGACCCUUCAAAGUCAACUGCAACAUGACAGAAUACAAGGUGUGGACUACAGUGGUCAACAAUCUACCAGCCCAGACCUCAGUGACCGGGUCUAGCAGAGAGAGACGCACUGUGCUGCAACUCAACUACAGUGCCUCUAUGGAACAGGUCACAGCUAUUACUACCAGUGCUGAACACUGUCAACAACAAGUGUCGUACGCCUGCCGCAUGUCCCGUCUGCUCAACACACCUGAGGGAACCCCCUACACAUGGUGGGUGGGUAGGAGCAGUGAGAAACAUUUCUACUGGGGAGGAUCAGGGCCAGGGAUACAGAAGUGUUCCUGUGGUAUCGACAGGAACUGUACUGACCCCAAAUACGACUGUAACUGUGACGCUGACCACAAACAAUGGAGAGAGGACAGUGGCCUGUUAGUGUAUAAGGACCAUCUGCCAGUCAGUCAGGUUGCCGUGGGUGACACCAACCGGCAGGGUUCAGAGGCCAAGCUCACCAUCGGGCCACUCCGUUGUCAAGGAGACCAUAACUACUGGAACGCGGCGUCGUUCACCACGCCCUCCUCCUACCUGCAUUUCUCCACCUUCCAGGGAGAGACCAGCGCAGACAUCUCCUUCUACUUCAAGACCAGCGCUCCCUACGGGGUGUUCCUGGAAAACCUCGGCAACACUGACUUCAUACGCCUCGAACUCAAAUCUCCUACUGUUGUCUCGUUCUCAUUUGAUGUGGGGAACGGUCCCGUGGAGUUGGCCGUCCAUUCAGCCACACCCCUCAACGAUGACCAAUGGCAUCGUGUGAUGGCGGAGCGGAACGUGAAGGAGGCGGUGCUACAGCUGGAUCUGAACUAUAGGGAAACUCGUCCCGCCCCUCCACAGGGACACACAAGGCUAGAGCUGUUUAGUCAGCUUUAUGUGGGUGCAGCAGGGGGUCAGAGGGGGUUUCUGGGAUGCAUUCGCUCCCUCAGGAUGAAUGGUGUGACCCUUGACCUUGAAGAGAGGGCCAAGGUAACUCCAGGUGUAAAGCCAGGCUGUCAGGGUCAUUGUACCAGUUAUGGGAUGUACUGCAGGAACGGAGGAAAGUGUGUGGAGAAAUAUAAUGGCUACUCCUGUGACUGCACUGCCACGGCAUACGACGGACCCUUCUGCACCAAAGAUGUGGGGGGCUUCUUUGAGGCGGGCACUCUGGUGAGAUACAACUUCCUGUCAGAGGCAGCGGCAGCCAAUCAGGAUGCAAGGUUCCUUGCCCAACCUUUGACUGCACAGGAAGUGAAUCUGACAGGAGAAGCAGUAGCGUUUAGCUUCAGUACGUCCAACACACCAGCUAUACUGCUGUACGUCAGCUCCAAGACACAAGACUACCUGGGGCUGGUGCUACGGCAGAAUGGAACUCUCCAGGUGCGGUAUAACCUGGGCGGUCUCAAGGAGCCGUUCACCAUAGAUGUGGACCAGCGUAACCUAGCCAACGGACAGCCACACACUAUCAACAUGUCCAGAAUCAACAGGACUAUCACCAUACAGUUGGACCACUACCCCCCUGUCAGCUACUCUCUCCCAGAGGCAUCAGACACACAGCUCAACCUGGUCAAGACAUUGUUCCUGGGGAAGGUAUUUGAGACCGGAGUCAUAGACCCAGUGCUUAUAGAGCGUUAUAACACUCCAGGGUUCGUAGGCUGUCUGUCACGCGUCCAGUUCAACGGAGUCGCACCCCUGAAGACUGCCCUAAGAAACCCUAUAACAGACAGACCAACAGAGAGACAGUCUGUGCCAGUGUCCUACCAGGGUAAACUGGUAGAAUCUAACUGUGGAGCAUCACCUCUCACCAUCCCACCAAUGUCUGCUGUCACCGAUCCUUGGCGCCUGGACUCAGGUGCAGAGUUCCCAUUCAACGAAGAGCGAGUGAUCCCAGGUGGAGUCAACAGGAACUCAGCCAUUAUAGGAGGUAUCAUUGCCGUGGUUAUCUUCACCGUCCUGUGCACACUGGUGUUCCUUAUUCGCUACAUGUUUCGUCACAAGGGCUCAUACCACACCAAUGAAUCGAAAGGGGCGGAGCCAGCCAGUGGCGAAUCAGCAGACACCACCAUCAUCUGCGCCGAAACUAACCCGGAAACCAUAGAGGAAUCAAAGAAAGAGUGGUUCAUCUAACUGCCAAUUGAAAAACAGAUGAGGAUUGGAGAGUGGGAUGUUCAUCUGUUGACCAAUCACAGGAGAGAUGGAUGGAGACGUCUACUGAAUGGAGGAGGGAUUGGGAGUGGGUGAAAGAGGGUGUACAGAAAUCCGAUGAACUGCAGAAGAAAGACGAGACAGUUUAUUGGAAGGUUGCGUUGAGAGUUGAGAGACUAAAUCUGUACAUAGUCUUUCUUUGUAUUGUGUUCAGGAGUUUCCACGAGACCUUUGAAUACAGAAUAGUUAUAUAACAGCAGAUCUGGAUCAAAUACAUUCAAACACUUUAGGUUUUUAGAAGUGCACUUGAUUUAGCUUGGAUUUUGCAGCUUUAGGACUAUUCUAUUGUCUCCGAUGUACCAGGCAAACUAAAUCAAGCACAGCUCAAGUAUUUGACCUAUGUAUUUGACCUCUGUAUAAUAAUAAUGGAACAUAUGCUAGCAAAGACUUGUUUGUUUUUUCAACUGAGAUCUGAAAGAUUAUGCCAAAUCAUCUGUACAAGUUUGCCAUUUCUGUUGGUCAUGUUUACAUGUCCAUGAUCCAUAUACACUCCAACAGUAUUUCUCAAACCACUCCAAGAGGUGUAACCAGAGAAACAUGGAUGCCAAAAGUCCUGCUGUAAAUAUGUGUUAUUUAUAAAUAUAUUUAAUUUCUUUGUUAAUA
This is a messenger RNA of Oncorhynchus tshawytscha (Chinook salmon), 3961 nucleotides long. RefSeq names its product contactin-associated protein-like 2. The coding region runs from base 251 to 3280 and encodes 1009 amino acids. The record is from RefSeq and is a predicted model, not a curated record. The transcript has 21 exons. NCBI's taxonomy places the organism in Eukaryota, Metazoa, Chordata, Actinopteri, Salmoniformes, Salmonidae.